This is a messenger RNA of Sipha flava (yellow sugarcane aphid), 793 nucleotides long. RefSeq lists its product as uncharacterized. NCBI's taxonomy places the organism in Eukaryota, Metazoa, Arthropoda, Insecta, Hemiptera, Aphididae. The transcript has 2 exons. The coding region runs from base 27 to 467 and encodes 146 amino acids. The record is from RefSeq and is a predicted model, not a curated record.
UACAUAACAAUGAUAUCAUAAAAACUAUGGAGUUGUAUUCUUGUUUGAAAUUUAUCAUUAAUUCCUGUGAUUGGGAAGAUUUAAAAAUGAAUACAGAGGAAAAAGAUAAUGAUGAAGAAGAAACAAGAGUGUGUGUACACUUUUUAAGAAAUCCUCAUUUCGAUAAUCACUUUGAUCUACAGAUAGGGAUCAUUUGGUGGGUAAGACCACCAAUCAGUAAAACUGGUAAUACUAUUAAGGGAAGUAGUUUUAAAACUAUUGGAUUAGCUUAUUACAACUUAUGGAAUGAGUUAUCAGAUCAUCUAGAAAUACUAAAAGGUCCUGUGUAUUCGGAAACUGUAGAAUUGGUUAUUUCUGUUAUAGACAAGAGAGCACUAGAAAAUUCUGAAAACCUGAAAGAUACUAUUCCCAGAUUAAAAUUGAAAAAAAGAAAUACAACUUCAGAAAAAGAUUUACAAAGAAUAUGAAUCCUUUGGAUGAGAAGAGUUUCAAAGGUAUAUGGAACAUAAACAAAAUAAGAAACGUUUGGAAAUAGUCAAAAAAGAACUAAAAGAAAAAAAACAACUGUUGCUCUUCUUUGAUUAUGAAUACUAACACGAUUUAGUAAACGAAGAAAAAAUUAAAAGGAUGAAAAGGAAAGUAGCUGUAGUAUAGAGUCCCAAAGAAGAUAUGACUUACAUACUACCAGAAAUCAGAAAACCUGGGUUUAAACGUGAUUAAAUAUAAUAUUUAUAAGUGUAUGUUAAAUAAUAUGUGGUGUAGUUGAAUAUAUUCUCACCUGAAUUAAAUAAAA